UGACUUGCAUCGAUUCAUCGUAUUCAUCGUUUAUUAUGGCUAUCUCGAAAUUUUCACAAGAAAAAUAAACAUAAACAGAACAAAGUUAGAACGAGACGUGUAAAGAGUGGUAGAACAACGCAUUUAAUAUAAUUGCAAAAUUGCAUUGAAAUGUUGCAAUCGCACAGCGAAAUCACAGUUCAAAGAGAUAAAAAACGAAUAUAUAAUUGUUGAGUAUGUUUGUGUACGUUGAGCAAGUGUAAUGCGUAUAAAAAUAACUGCGAAUAACGAUCGAAAAAAAUACGAAUGAAAAUGCUCGACAGGGAAAAAGUUAUUUACGCAUUAAGAACCAGUCGGGUUAAAUACAAUUUCAGAUUGUUAUAAUGUUUAAUUAUAACGACGCGACAGCGGCAGCAGCAACAAGAUCGCAUAAGAACAAAGAACUCCAGUGCAUUAACUACCAAUUGGUACAACAACAACAACAACCGCAGCAGCAGCAGCAGCAGCAACAACAAACAGGGCAGCAGCCGCAGUGCGACGCAUAAUUUCCUGCUUACCCACACAUAUACACAAGCAGACACCGAAGAGCGUGUGCUGUUGUGCGCGUGGGAAGGGGACGCCGUAACGGCCGGCCAACAAAGAAAAAUAUCUCCACACAGAUAGAGAGAGAGAAAGAAAGAGGGCAACGACAGCAAUUCGCGGCGCAUAAAAUGACCAAUUCGAACCAUCGCAAUCAUCGAAUCGAUCUAUAAAGCAAAAUCUAAACCAGAAAUCGAGAGAAACGACAAAAAAAUAAAACGAUUUAACAGCCAAGUUCCUGGUGCAAAGCAAAAAAAAAUAAAAAAGAAACAACAACAAAAACUGCAGUUGCAAAACACGAUAAGAGCAGCGUGUAGCAGCGACAGCGAUAUUCACAAUUAAUUGACGCUCUUAUUUGAAGAGAGCUCGCCGCAGUCUCUUAUUCAUACAUUUAUGGUUUGUUUUGUUAUAAAGCAGCAGUUAAAAGAAACAUAAGCAAGAGAGGAGAGGAGAAGUACGUGACGCGACGUACCAAAAUACGCAAUUUGUGAAUAAUUUAAUCGUGCAUUCACACGAAGACACGCAAACGACCGCGAGCAACGGAACACGUCUCUCUCUCUCUCCCUCUCACUCACUCUCUUUCUGCAGGAGUGAGCGAGUGCGAGCUAGCUGUUAAGACAUAAAACAACAACUGCACAGCAGGCGAAGGCAAGACUAAAGCGACGCUGCCGUGCGCCUGCUCGCACACUUGCGAACAACGCUUGAUGUUUGCGCGCAGUGGGAUUAGCGCUGCGCCCAAUGUGGGCAGCGGCAGAGGCAGCGCCGACGAUGGCGGUGGCGGUGGCGGCGGCGGCGUCGGCGUCGGCGUCGGCAGCAGCAGCGGUGGCACUGCCGGCAGCAUUGAGCUGCUGUGUCCGCCCAGUGGCAGCAGCAGCAUCAGCGGCAGCGGCAGCUUCAGCAGCAGCGGCGGCACCAGCACAACGGCAACUAACAGUACUAGCGUGAGCGCGUCAACGCCGGCGUCAGCUGCGGACCUGCUUGGCGACGGCGGCAGCGGCGGCGAGAACAACAACAAUGCGAAUGCCAAUCGUAAUCUGAGCUUACAACUGAGCAGCAACAACAACUAUGCGAACAACAAUAACAAUAAUAAUCACAGCACAAACCUAAUCAGCGGCAUCUGCAGCAGCAUUUGGCGCACAGCAACCUUUGGCAGCGCUGCGCCCGUCGCCAGCAUAACGGCAGCCAACAGCGGCAGCGGCAGUGGCAGCGGCAGCGCCGCCAGCGCCAGCUACUCUUCCUCCAGCGCGUCCUCGAUUUCGCCAGCCGCCGCCGACGAGGUGUGCGUUGUGGAGCAGCAGCAGAGCAGCAACCAGCGCACGGUGGCCACCAACACCAACACCAACAGCAAUGCAGCGCAGCAGCAGCGCACACAAAUACAAAUGCAGCUCGACGGGGAGCAGGACGAGCCCCAAACAUUCCUAGGCGCCACCGAACUGGACGAUGAGCUAAUCAAACAACUGCCAAAGGAGGUACUGCUGCGCGUUUUCUCCUACCUGGAUGUUGUCUCGCUAUGCCGCUGUGCUCAGGUGUGCAAAUAUUGGAAUGUGCUCGCCCUGGACGGUUCCAGCUGGCAGAAAAUCAAUUUGUUCGAUUUCCAACGUGAUAUUGAGGGUCCGGUAAUUGAGAAUAUAUCGCAAAGAUGCGGCGGCUUCCUCAAGUCGCUUUCGCUACGUGGUUGUCAAUCGGUGGGAGAUCAGUCCAUCAAAACUCUAGCGAAUCACUGCCACAACAUCGAACACCUGGAUCUGUCGGAGUGCAAGAAGAUCACAGAUAACUCAGUGACAGACAUUAGCAGAUACUGCAGCAAGCUGACGGCCAUUAACCUGGACUCCUGCUCGAACAUAACAGACAAUAGCCUCAAGUAUAUAUCGGAUGGCUGUCCGAACCUGCUCGAGAUCAACGUAUCCUGGUGCCAUCUAGUAUCCGAAAAUGGUAUCGAGGCGCUGGCGCGCGGUUGUGUCAAGCUGCGCAAGUUCUGCAGUAAAGGUUGUAAACAGAUUAACGACAAUGCCAUCACGUGCCUGGCCAAAUACUGUCCCGAUCUAAUGGUGCUAAAUCUACACAGCUGCGAGACCAUCAGCGACUCGUCCAUACGACAGCUGGCGGCGUGCUGCCCCAAGCUGCAGAAGCUGUGCGUGUCCAAGUGUGCGGAACUAACUGAUCUCUCGCUGAUGGCGCUGUCGCAGCACAAUCAGCUGCUGAACACACUGGAGGUGUCCGGCUGUCGCAACUUUACGGACAUUGGCUUUCAGGCGCUGGGCCGCAACUGCAAGUACCUGGAGCGCAUGGACCUGGAGGAGUGCAGCCAGAUAACGGAUCUAACGUUGGCCCAUCUCGCCACCGGCUGUCCCAGUCUCGAGAAGCUGACGCUGUCGCACUGCGAGCUGAUUACGGACGACGGUAUACGGCAUCUGACCACGGGCAGCUGUGCGGCGGAGAGCCUCUCGGUGCUCGAAUUGGACAACUGUCCGCUGAUAACGGAUCGCACGCUGGAGCAUUUAGUUUCGUGUCACAAUCUGCAGCGCAUCGAGCUCUUCGACUGCCAGCUCAUCUCACGCGCGGCCAUACGCAAACUGAAGAAUCAUCUACCAAAUAUCAAGGUGCACGCUUACUUUGCGCCCGUGACCCCGCCAGCCGUGACGACAGGUCACCGACCACGGUAUUGUCGCUGCUGUGAGAUUCUCUGAGAUACGGCCAUUGGCUUUGCCAGACGGAUAAUGCGCAAAUCUGCCACGGACUGAUGCUGGCCUGUGUGCAUCGUUGUGAUUGCCAUGCUCGUAAGCCUGAUCCUCAUCGCGAUGCUGUAUUCCUUCGGUCUGCUUGACAGCGUCCACUGAAUGAAGGCGGGCACCGAGAAGGCAGCAACACACUCACACACACACACACACACACACACACACACACACACACACACACACACGAAUAUAGCUGUGUAUAACUAAAGCAAGAUUCUAAUAUCGAUAAUUAAGGAUCCGAAACGAAACAAAAGAAAACAAAACAAAUUGUAACACGAAAUUCGUAGUCUUAAAUGUACCCACGCUAACUUUUAGUAUUUAGUUUGCGCGAGAGUUUCAAAAACUCAACUUCAAAAUGUAAAAUUGUGAUUAUUUUAUUUAAUAAUGCUAAGCUGUUAUGUUAACUAGACAACCUUUAUUAGUUUUUUGUUUCUCGUAUGCAUUAUGUGUAUUAUUAGAUAUUUCCUUUGUUUGUUCGUGUUUCAUUUUGUGUUUCCCUCUCACCGAAUUCUCCAUCAAUCAAUCAAUCAAUCAACCAAUCAAGCUACCAAACAUGUCUGAUGUAUGUACAUAAAUACAUAUGUAUCUAUCUACCCUGUAAUAUUCUCUGCGGGUACGCUCACAGAUUACAAACAAACACACACACACACACACACACGCAUACUCAACAAGCUUGAAGCGUGCAUGUUGUUGAUAUAAUUAUGAUUUUAAUUAGUGAGAGCAAAUGCAUAUUUUACUAUAUAACUGAGAUUUUAAUCAAGUCUAAACAUGUCGAUAGAACCACAAAGCGUUCACCAACACACACACACACACACUCUCACACACACACACACACACACACACACACACACACACACACACACCUUGCAGUCAGUGAAAACUUUAGGCUAUUUCCGAAUAACUGUUGCUAUAUUCCGGUUUUUUUUUUUUUUUUAGUGCCAGCUAAAUCAUAUUUAAGCAUAUAUUUAACCUAGAGCAUUAUACUUAUAGUUAUACUUACACACACAUACAUGCGUACGUAAUAUGUAUGUAUGGCUGCACACACAAUGUCAACGAAAUCCAAAUUGUAUAUUAAACCAGAACAAAACGAAACACAAAUAAUAAGCAUAACAAAAGGGAAA
Messenger RNA from Drosophila virilis, 4414 nucleotides. Lineage: Eukaryota; Metazoa; Arthropoda; Insecta; Diptera; Drosophilidae. The record is from RefSeq and is a predicted model, not a curated record.